This is a messenger RNA of Drepanopeziza brunnea f. sp. 'multigermtubi' MB_m1, 3720 nucleotides long. RefSeq lists its product as uncharacterized. Gene Ontology annotation, biological process: intracellular signal transduction. The record is from RefSeq and is a predicted model, not a curated record. NCBI's taxonomy places the organism in Eukaryota, Fungi, Ascomycota, Leotiomycetes, Helotiales, Drepanopezizaceae. Gene Ontology annotation, molecular function: guanyl-nucleotide exchange factor activity.
AUGGCAGACUAUCCACCAGGGCGACAAAUUCCACCUCGUCCUAACCAAUAUGGCCAUUCUUCGAACAAUGAGCGAGAGGCCGCCUACUCCAACAUUUUCGGUGCCCCUCCUCAAGGCAGAUCUCAGACCAUGUCUUCGUCCACCGCUCAUCCGGGACCGAUGAAUCAUGGUCGCACCCAGACGAUGAGCUCGCAGGCUUCUGGGCAGUAUGAUGGGAUACAACGGUCACCCCCUCCUCGCCAGCAGGAAGGUGGAUAUCCUCAGUCGUCCGGAUACAUGCCUAAUGGCGGCGGUAUGCAGAAUGGGUACCAUCAAGGAUCAAGACAGCCGGCCCCUGGCCAAGUUCAGUCACAACCACAACCUCAAUACCUGCCUCAACAAGUACGGCCAGAUCGUCGGCCAUAUGCAUCUCCAAAUCGGGUCGAUCCUCGUGGCCCUCCUCAGCAAGCUCAGUUUGCACAGAGAAAUCCUGCACCUCGCUAUCAUUCUGGUAACCAACCUGGGCCGGCAAUGAACUCGGAUCCAUACCGAUCACAAUCUAUGGCAAGCAUGACAAGGCCUCAGAUGAAUGGACCAACACCCACCAACUAUCCACAGGCACCAGCAAAUGCGUUUAGGCAGGCACAAUACUCAUUUGCUUCUAGCCAAACCGCGCAAGGUCGUGUUGUGCCACAAAGAAAUGACGAGCGGGCGAUGUCAAUGACUAGCUACCCUCCGCCUAAUGAUCAACAUCAGACAAUGAGCGGGCGAGUGAUUCCCAACAGAAGGACGGCCUCUCAAUCCGGGCAAGGAGCGCAAAUGAACGGCAUGCCAAUCAUUGCCCCAAGAAGCCCUGCUACACAGACUCGGACUCCCAGUAUGGCUUCAAGUACGGUGGGAGAUACAAGUAGGACCAUGUCUAUGGCCUCGACAAUAGCCGCAAGUGAACGAACCGACUCUCUCGCCCAUCGCCCAUCCGUGGCCACAUCUGUAAGCAGCGGCAAGGAAAGGCGGCAAAAAUCCCCACUUGUGUAUCCUGCCUUGUUGUCACGAGUUGGCGAAUGCUUCAGAGACAAGAUUACCGUCGGGGACAGGACGAAGAACGACCUCACUUACAAGAAUGCGUUCAGUGGAGCGGACGCCGUUGAUGUGAUAUCCUACAUCAUCAAAACCACCGACAGAAAUCUCGCUUUGCUCCUCGGUCGCGCAUUGGAUGCUCAAAAGUUUUUCCACGAUGUUACAUACGACCAUCGACUCCGUGACUCCGCAACAGAAAUGUAUCAAUUUAGAGAGACCAUGAUGGAUGAACCGCACGAGGCUCCGGAUGUCAACGGCGUUUUUGUUCUCCUUACAGAGUGCUAUUCUCCAACAUGUACAAGGGACCAGCUAUGCUACUCGAUUGCCUGCCCAAGAAGAUUAGAGCAGCAAUCAAGGCUGAAUCUCAAGCCGCAGCCUGGACUUCGGAAGGAAGAUGACGAGGCCAGUUUGCAUGACGAUAAUGACGCCCCUGAUGAGCAAAAGCUUUGGAUUAACACUGUAUCGCAAGAAAUUGCUGAUAGUGUUAGCGAGCGGGAGAAGAAGCGACAAGAAGUUAUCUCUGAGAUCAUGUAUACAGAGAGAGACUUCGUAAAGGAUUUGGAAUACUUGCGAGACUUCUGGAUCGUGCCCCUACGUUCUUCGAACCCGGCGGCACCGUCCCCGAUUCCGGAAUCAAGAAGGGACCGUAUCGUCAAAGAAAUUUUCACGAACAUUGUUGAUCCUCCAAGUAUCCAUGCGGUCAGUUCCAGAUUUGCUGAUACUCUAACCAAAAGACAGCAAAAGCAACCUGUGGUGCAGUGCGUGGGCGACAUAUUUCUUCAAUAUGUGCCACAAUUCGAACCCUUCAUCAUCUACGGGUCCAACCAACUGUCUGCUAAAUUCGAGUUCGAAAAUGAGCGCUCUACGAACCUUCAAUUCUCCAAAUUUGUAGAUGAGACUGAACGCCGAAAGGAGUCGAGAAAACUAGAACUCAACGGUUAUCUGACCAAACCUACAACCAGACUCGCUCGCUAUCCGCUUUUGCUGGAGAAUGUCAACAAAUACACGGAACCUGGUAGUCAAGACCUCGAGGAUAUCCCAAAGGCGAUGAAGAUGAUUCGAGAUCUGUUGUCACGGGUCAACGCAGAAUCCGGAAAAGCGGAAAAUCGGUUCAAUUUGAAGAGACUUCACGAGCAGCUCAGGUUCCGACCAAACGAGCGUGUGGACCUGAAAUUGACAGACCCCGGGAGAGAAUUGGUUUACAAGGGUACCUUGAAGAAGGCCCCAACGGAUCCAACAGCAGACAUACAGUCCUACCUCUUCGACCAUGCAAUGCUUCUUGUCCGUAAUAAAAUUGUUGGCAAGAAGGAGGAGCUCAAGGUGUACCGAAGGCCUAUUCCGCUCGAGCUGCUGUCAAUUCGUGAGAUGGAGGAAGUUAAUCCUAGGUUUGGUGUUGUGAAGCGCCCCUCUUCGAGCUUGAUUCCCGGAGCGAAGGCGACGACAGCUGACAACUCCAAAAAGGAGGGGUUUCCGAUCACCUUCAGACAUCUCGGCAAAGGCGGCUACGAGUUGACUCUCUAUGCAGGAACCCAAGGCUCGAGGCAAAAGUGGAUGGAGCAUAUUGGGGACCAACAAGCUAUUUUGAGGAAACGUGGAGACUUCUACAACCGAUCCAUUAUAUCGUGCGAUUUCUUCACGGCCGCCAACAGAGUAAAUUGCGUGUCGCCCUUCGAUGGUGGGCGUAAACUCAUCUACGGAACUGACUCCGGAAUCUAUGUUUCAGAUCGUAGGUCAAAAGAUUCAGCUGCUAAGCCUGUGAGGGUACUAGACGCCACGAAUGUCACCCAAAUCGAUGUUCUGGAGGAGUAUCAAUUACUCUUGGUGUUGUCGCAGAAGUCUUUACUUUCUUACCCAUUGUCUGCUUUGAACCCCGCCGAGUCGCCCUUGAAUAAGAGACCCAAAAAGAUACAGAGUCAUUGCAAUUUCUUCCGUACGGGAAUAUGCUUGGGACGACAUCUCGUGUGCUGUGUGAAGUCUUCGGCACUCUCGACGACGAUCAAAGUCUUCGAGCCCAACGAUGCUAUGUCUAAAGGCAAGAAGCAAAAGGGUUUCAAGAUGUUUAACAGCGGACAAGAUGAGCUCAAGGCAUUCAAGGAGUUCUACAUCCCAACGGAAUCUUCAUCGAUACAUUUCCUCAAGUCGAAACUCUGUGUGGCAUGUGCACGUGGAUUCGAGGUGGUUUCCCUUGAGACACUAGAGACACAGUCUCUUCUAGAUCAAGCCGACACAUCUUUGGAUUUCGUAGCUCGAAAGGAGAACGUGCGACCUAUCCAUAUUGAACGUCUCAACGGCGAGUUCCUUCUCAACUAUUCCGAGUUUUCGUUCUUUGUCAAUCGCAAUGGCUGGCGUGCAAGACCGGAUUGGAGGAUAGACUGGGAGGGCCAGCCGCAGAGCUUUGCGCUUUCGUACCCUUGGAUAUUGGCGUUCGAGCCCAACUUUAUCGAGAUCAGAAACAUCGACACCGAUGGAGUACACAUUGUGCCACAUAAGAGCAUCCGUAUGCUGCACACAAGCACACGAGAGAUACUCUAUGCAUAUGAAGAUGAGCGUGGUGAAGACGUUGUGGCCGCCAUCGACUUCUGGGGGGCCGGUAACCGGCAAUCAUCUCUAGUGCCUUCAGACCGCGAUUCUCUAGGACCUUCGCAGGCUUCUUCACGGCACUGA